CCUUGGACAGCGCGCGCAGGUGGCGCACACAAUGCAAGCAGUUUGCCAGGGCCGGGCGGGCGCACUCUCUCUCUUGGGCCGGCCGGCGCCGGGGUGUUAUCUGGCUCGCGCUGCCCCAUCGGUCGCACAGCAGCUGCGCGCCCCGGUUGACGCCGGCGGGUUUAGUCCUCGAUGAAAAGAAACGCUCCCCGCUUUAGAGAUGCGCGCCUGUCUGUGUCCUUUCCAGGUGGGAAUCAAUUUCCGAAAG
Molecule: messenger RNA, 247 nt
Organism: Amoebophrya sp. A120
Lineage: Eukaryota; Dinophyceae; Syndiniales; Amoebophryaceae
Source: the annotation of a GenBank genome assembly